UUGUCUCCUCUUUGUUCCCGUCCUCUGCGCCUCGGCUCGGUCCGGGUCCGGGUCCCGGUUCUGUUGGGAGAAGAAGAACAACAACAAAAACAAGAAGAAGAAGAGGAAGAAGAAGAACCGUUGGAAAGUUUGCGCCUCGUCCUGCAGAGACUGAACUUGGAGGAGGAGGAGGAGGAGGAAGAGGAGGAUCCUGAAGGAGACACUCGGACUCGGACUCGGACGCACAUGGAGCGGCUCCGAGUGCGCACCGCCCCGCUGCGUCCUGACCCGGUCCUGACCCGGUCCUGACCCGGUCCGCUGCGUCCUGACCCGGUCCCCUCGGACUGAGGAUGAAAGUUUGGGGCCGUCGGUACCGGACGAACCUCUGGUGAAGUGAAGUGGAUUACUGCGAUGGCUCCGUCUGCUCCGUGGAUGUAAACCGAACCAGUCACCCCGAGUUUCAUGUGCUUCGGCCCUGGUCCUGGUCCUGGUCCUGGUCCCGGUCCUGAUCCCGGUCCUGGUUCUCCUCCCUGGUGCCACAGAGCUGAAGAAGAGUCGCGCAUGUCCGCUGCGCCGCUGCGCAUGGAGCGCGUCGGGCUGCGGCCGCCGCCGCUGCUGCUCCUCGGCCUCCUGCUCCGGUUCUGCGCCUCCUCCGUCACCGACGACCGGCUCAUCUCGGACCGGUACGCGGUCUACUGGAACAGCUCGAACCCCAGGUUUUUCCGGGGCGAGUACACGGUGGAGGUGGCAAUCAACGACUACCUGGACAUCUACUGUCCUCACUACGAGGGGGCGGAGUCAGCCGAGCGCAUGGAGCACUACGUGUUGUACAUGGUGAACUACGACGGCUACACGACCUGCGACCACCACAGGAAGGGCUUCAAACGCUGGGAGUGCAACCGGCCGCAGAGUCCCAACGGACCGCUCAAGUUCUCCGAGAAGUUCCAGCUCUUCACGCCCUUCAGCCUGGGCUUCGAGUUCAGGCCGGGACACGAGUACUACUACAUCUCGUCGCCGCAUCCAAACCUGGCUGGGAAACCGUGUCUGAAGCUCAAAAUCUACGUCAAACCAACCAACGACUCGGUGUACGAGUCUCCGGAGCCUUUCCUGACCGACGACACCACCGGCGGCUGCAGCCUCGCUCUGCCGUCCGCCAUGUUGCUCUCGCUCCUGCUCGUCCUCCUCCUCGCCUCCUCAUAGCACCUCCUCCUCCCUCCAGCUGGGCCGAGCUCCGUCCUCCAGCCGGAGGCAGGAAACAAAUCCCACUCCCUCUUCCUGCUGCACCAAUCAGAGGUGGCCGAGGUGGGCGGUGGGAGGAGCCUGGAGCGGCGAAUCAGCUCCAUGUGGAGUUUCUGCUAAAAAGACAAAUAAAACUGUUCCAGGGGGACGACAGCUGAAAGAGAAGAAGCUCAAUAUUGUGCAAAUUAAGUGCAAAGUGUUGGUGAUAAUCUAACAGGUCCACAACAAGCUAACAAGCUAACGAGAUGAACCCCUCUGCUGAUAACAUGUUCCUGAUACCAGAGGUUUCAUGGAUUCUGAUCUUAUGCCAAAACGUUUCCAAAGACAUUUUUCUACAGAACCCUUUUCAAAUUGACCUGAGACCUUUGCAGUGGUUUAAAGUUUAGCCACUAACUACAAAUCUUUAGAUUAUUAGAUUACACGCAUUUGUUUUGUGAACUCACAAAUUCAGUUAACGAAUCUGAGAUCCAGUCUGGUUGGUUCAUUUUACCAACAUUUACAAGCAACUUUUCCUAAAACUUCCUCAAAUUUAGCUUUAAAUUAUGAGAAUACUUUCAAGAAACGUCCCGAUAAAUUACAUAGAAAUGUUUUACUACAGCAGCUGCUAUCGGCUCCGUGUGUUUCAGCCUGAAUCAGCUUCAUUUGAAAAUAAACUGGGUGAAUCCUGGAAAUGACAGAACAAGCUAACGCAGCUCAGUGGAUGUUGGACAUGGAGGGAUGUGGCGUCUCAGCCAAAUACGACACAAAUCAAAGAGUCGGUGUCGAAACAAUCAGAGCGAGAACGGAUUUCACUUCCAUCUCUGACGGAGGUAAAAGACUUUAGAGAUUUAUCUCUGAAACACGGUUCAAACAGAGACUGAACUCAUCCACCACGUCUCGUGAUCAGAUUUCAUCUCAGCGCUGGACGUCAUCGACAGAACAUCAUCAUCUUCAUCGUGGUCCAGUCUGCAUGGACACCAGCACAGAGGAAACCUUCCCCCCGACGAUUACAGCCUCAGAACCCACAAACAUCCAUCUACAACAUGACGUCACAUUAGGUCCGAUAUCUGUGGCUGUUUAACCCUUUUAUAGGAACCAGGAACCAUGUGUGGUAACGUGGUUCCUGGUUCCUCUCAGUGAGGUUUAGUGUCAUGUGGUUUUCAUUGAGCCAAUCAGAGAAGAUCAAGGAAACAUUGUCAGGUCUAAUCAGGGUCUAAUGUGGUCUACAAGGUCCCCCCUCUGAACUGGUUUAUCAGGAACCAUGAAGAAGAACAAGUGUCCUAAUGUUUCUAAUGUGAUGAUGUUGACAAGUGUCUGAUUUCCUAUGAUAAGAGUAUUUCAAUGAGAGGCCUAGAAAGGCUUAAGUUACAAACAUUAAAAUUAGCCCUUUAAGUCCUCUAAGCUAACACAACAUCGAGGUUAACUCCACGCUAACGAGAAUCUUUACUUAUAACGUUCAAGACAUUAAAUCCAGUUCUUGAUGCUAAUGGGACAUAAAGCUAAAUCUAAGCUAACAGGCACUUAAGGCUAAUUUGAGAUUGAGGCUAACUCUAGGCUAAGAUGUCCUCUAAGCUAACGCAACACUGAGGCUAAUUCCACCCUAACGAGAUGUGUUGUUCAUAGCUUAAAGACAUUAAAACAAGUUCUUGAUGACAUAACCAUAAAGUUAACGUCCUUGAUGCUGACAGGACAUAGAGGCUAACGCUAGGCUAUGGAGUCUAAGUGUCUGAAUCAGCUCUGAUGUUCUAAUGUGACAAAUACAUGUUUACAUUAGUUUAAGGACCAGGAACCAGAUAUGAGACCAGGAACCAGAUAUGAGACCAGAACCAGAUAUGAGACCAGGAACCAGAUAUGAGACCAGAACCAGAUAUGAGACCAGGAACCAGAUAUGAGACCAGGAACCAGAUAUGAGACCAGAACCAGAUAUGAGACCAGGAACCAGAUAUGAGACAUUCUGGAUGUUAUACAUGAAAAGUAGAAAUUUAGAAAAAUUUCACAAAGUAAAACAGUUUUCUGACGUCCUGCGAUCAAACUCUAGGGUUGGAUUUGAAAGUUUUCCAAUAAGUGCCCUAUAAAGGUUUAAGUUAACUUCACAGAUGUACAUAAGAACCUAACGUACAGGUGGUGGACGGGAUGAGCUAACAUAGCUAGCGUAAAUAAAACGUACAUUAUUCGCUAUGUCAGCUUUUACUUCCCAUCCACAACUGUCAAACUGUUCAGCUCGAAUCAGCCGGUUUCUGUGACUGUAAUCGUCGUCUGUUUGUGAUAAUUAAAAAUAGUCUGUUUCCGCUCUGUGUCUCAUCCAGCUCCUCUCAGCCGACGGCCUUUUCUUUCUGUAAAUCUGCCAAAGACUCUUCAAUUUUUCUAUUCGACGCUUCUUUAGAGGCGGCUAACAGCAGCUAGGGGUCAUCUUUGCUCCGCCCACUAAAGAUACAGGGGAGGGGACUUUCAAGGGGGAGGAGUCUUUUCUUUUUUGCCGCCUUGUUGAAAAAAACAAAACAAAAAACAACCGAAUGUCAAAAAUGGCCUUUUCUUCCCACUGGUGCUGAAUUUCUAAGACUGACGAACAGCGACGCCGUGUGGUCGGGUGAAGCUUUUCAUCAGAUCCACACUUUGUUCUCUUCAUCUCUUCAUGCCAUCCCUCCAUCCCACCGGUGGAGGGCAAGCGUGUCCCUGUGAGUGGACGAGCAGGGGCAUGCUGGGAAAUGCAGUAUAUCUAUAUCGUUAGCCUCAUAGCAUAAUGGCCUGAGUCAUAUUUGAACAGAAAACAAGGAAAAACACAUUUAGCUGGUGUUUUUUAUUGAUAACGUGACAGAAAGUCACAUAAUGACUUGGGUAAUUAUGCUGUUAUGCUAAGAAUAUAUCAGCGACCGCACUGUGACCGAGGACAGACGGACGUGUAGCGCAUGGACUCAGCAAAGAGCAACAGAUGUAGAACUUGUUCAUUUUUAUUUGGGUUUUGUGCCAUUUUUGUUUGAAAUGAGAAAAUUCAUAUGAGAUAUGAAUCAGUCGGAGGAAGGAAGCGCUCCGAUGUUUGUUUGUUGUUGUUAUUGUUGUCGUUGUUUUGUUCCUGCUUGCAUCACAAUGCAUUCUGGUCUCUGUAGUCCUGUACAUUCUGCUUCUGUUGGUGGUUCAUGGUUCGGUGGGUUUUCAUGUGAACGAAAUCGUGUUUUUCUGCAGCGUAAGAAUUAAAGAAGGAAGGAAAAUUUACAGAAAAUGUUCUGAUAUUUUUUUUGGUUUUGUUCGUUGUUUUGAGAGGGAGUGAGACGUCCCUGCUGUCUCUGGUUUACAACGUCUCUGAUGUUUUUCUACAUCCAAAUGUCUGCAUAUUAUAUUCUUUGAAAGACAAAAAAAUCUGUUUUUUGUAUAUUUUCUUAUUGGAUGCUUAUGAAGUCCAGUUGUAAAGAAUGCAUUUAUCUGAUUGGCUGAAGAGCCAGUGGGGGUCAGAGGUCACCAGGCCUCUUUACGGACAUUUCCUUUCGCCUGCGCUGCAUGAGCAGGAAGAAGCAAAACUGCAGUUUACUGAAUCCAUUCGAAGAAGAGAGAAAAUGUUAAAUAAAAUAGUGUAUGAAUCUGUGUUUGAUAAAUUCACCACCAAUAAAUAAAUGAAAAAAAAAAAAGUUCCACCAAAGAUGUUUCUUCUGCUUCGUUCGUCCACAGAGAAAAAAGACAACAAAAAAACAUGAAAACCCAAAAUAAUGU
Messenger RNA from Mugil cephalus (flathead mullet), 4899 nucleotides. Its product is annotated as ephrin-A2-like. The transcript has 4 exons. Bases 442 to 1179 code for a protein of 245 amino acids. Gene Ontology annotation, biological process: osteoclast differentiation; ephrin receptor signaling pathway; axon guidance. Lineage: Eukaryota; Metazoa; Chordata; Actinopteri; Mugiliformes; Mugilidae. Gene Ontology annotation, cellular component: plasma membrane. Gene Ontology annotation, molecular function: ephrin receptor binding. The record is from RefSeq and is a predicted model, not a curated record.